Molecule: messenger RNA, 645 nt
Organism: Cryptomeria japonica (Japanese cedar)
Lineage: Eukaryota; Viridiplantae; Streptophyta; Pinopsida; Cupressales; Cupressaceae
Product: ethylene-responsive transcription factor ERF091-like
Exons: 1
Coding region: 1-645 (214 amino acids)
Biological process (GO): regulation of DNA-templated transcription; ethylene-activated signaling pathway
Molecular function (GO): DNA-binding transcription factor activity; DNA binding
Source: RefSeq, a predicted model, not a curated record
AUGGAAAGAUUGGGAUCCUCGUCCAUGGUUCUCGAGAACAUAUGGGCCACUUUCGUUGCACAGGAAAUCCCUUACACAGAUUCUCAAAUUCAAGGCGGUGCAGUUUGUAUCACUUGUCCUUCCGCCUCAACAACAAAUUCUCUGACAAUGAAUCACUGCAACACCAUUUUCGGGGGCUCCAAUCUGAGCACCUGUGAAGAUGAUGGUUCGUGUAAGACGCUGAAAGAAUCGGACUUAACCGAUGUUCUAGAAAGGCUUGUGAGCCUGAGGCGAUGGCUGUCUGUCAACUGCGAAGCUCUUGACCUAGUCAAAGUGAAAAGCCAGUCGGAGGAGGGGCAUUGUGCGGAACAAGAGAGGACCAAAAGAAGACGUCUUGGUGGUUCAGAGGCGGCUGAGAAGCGAUACAGAGGUGUUCGGCGACGGCCCUGGGGAAAGUACGCAGCAGAAAUUCGAGAUUCAACGAGACAUGGCGCCCGGAUUUGGCUUGGGACGUUUCUGACGGCGGAGGAGGCGGCCAUGGCCUACGACAAAGCAGCUUUUAAAAUGAGGGGCGCUCAAACCCAGUUGAACUUCCCCGUGGAAACAGUCGAACGGGCUCUGGCUCAAGAAUAUGUUGACUGCAAACCGAUAAUUCCUCCGUUGUGA